GAUUUUAUAAAAAAAAAAAAAACUACCUUCUUUAAUGAUAUUGGUUUAAUGUAAAUUUCUCAAUGAGUCAGCAGUUGUAUUGUAUGAAGCUUUUCACCUCCCAUCUUCACAGGCCUGUUCUCCACACCAAAAGCUCCACGAGCACCCUUCGGACACACAGCAGCAGCGGCGCACCGUUUGCCACACACAGCAGCAGCUGCAGCUGCAGCUGCAGCUGCCGUCGGCACACACAGCAGAAGCGGAAGCACACACAGAAGCAGCACCAGCACCCGUCGGUCGGCUCCUCUCUAUACUCUUUGAACACUUCAAUCGCCGAUAACGGGAAGAGGAUGUCGAUGAAUCCCCAGCAGUUCCUCCUUGUAUGCCUCUCUCUUUUCUUGCUAUUUUUUACGCAUAUCUCUCAUCUCUCUCUUGCCGAUGUCGGCACUACUGCCAGCUAUGCCCCACCAUAUAUACCCACCGCGUGCAGCGGCAACGACGGUUCUCAGUUUCCGUCAAGCAAUCUGUUCGCAGCAGCCGGAGAGGGGAUAUGGGACAAUGGGGCAGCUUGUGGGAGGCAAUACUUGGUGAGGUGUAUUAGUGCAGCAGCACCAAAUAGUUGCAAUCCAAGUCAAACAAUACAAGUGAAGAUAGUAGACAGAGCACAAACAUCGGCUUCAAGGCCUUCAAGGGGUGGAACCACCAUGGUUCUCUCUACUACAGCUUUUGGAGCAAUUGCCAAUGGAUCACCGCCAUCCAUUAACAUUGAAUUUCAACAGGUUUGAAGUGGACAACAGCAAAAGACAUAUAUGUAUAAUUCUAUCAACUAUUAUAGGAGGGAGCUGAUGAUCGUUCUUUUGUUACUUUUCUCCAUAGUCUCCACCUAGACAUUGAAUAAUUUAUAUUAGUUCCUAAUUUUUAUUUUUAUUUGCUCAAUAACAAAUGACCUAGCAAGAAUAAUUUUUCCAUACA
Molecule: messenger RNA, 951 nt
Organism: Camellia sinensis
Lineage: Eukaryota; Viridiplantae; Streptophyta; Magnoliopsida; Ericales; Theaceae
Source: RefSeq, a predicted model, not a curated record